AUGUUCAUUUUCUUCUUUGCCAUUACCUCCAUCACUUCCACUCCCAUCAAUCGUUCUCAAGGGCGCCUUCUGGUGUACCCUUUAGGUCUUUGCAGACUGCAGCUGCAAGGAUCUAAAGGCAAUGCAAUGAAGUUGCCUUACAUUAAUGGUGUUUUGGCGGCGCCUAUGCACUGGUCUUGGCUUGGUUUGUUGGCGGUUGUGUGUACUGCGCUCCUUGCUUCUCGCGUCUUGGCUCUGAGGGUUAGUUUGUUGCGGUUGUGUAUUCUCUUCGAGCGUGAGGCUUUGUGGAAAAAGUCACGUGACCGUGUGCGUUUUCUUGGUACACUAGCUGCGCCAGUGGAAAAUGAACUCAACAUCAAUGUUCUCACUUUAGAAUCAUAUCAAAUGGACAAAGCGACUGAAAAAUCAAAUGCAAAGAUGCUUUAUGAAAUUGAAGCUUGGUUGAUUCAACUUGAAGCACACAAAAUAAAAGUAACCGAUGUGAAACACCAUCAAAACACUUUGUUUUGCAUGCAACGCACAAGUUCACUAGCAGUACCUGCUGCCGUCACUACUACUUACUACUACUACUCCAAGAAGGCAAGCUUCGACAACUCUCUGCCUCGUCAAGUGCGCCAUUUGAUCACUUUUCCCUUCGCGACACCACACUGCCCGUUCCACUCAUCACCCCAUGUGUCUAACUUUUUGCACCAUCGGCGCACUUUCUGGGAAUGCUUUUGUGGUGUCGUGGAGGAGCGUCCAACUCCUGUUUGUUUUGUGGUGACGUCAAUGGGAUUCACCACAGCCGUCUGCUCUUUCCGCAACAGGUGUGGUUUCGCUACUUACGAGGAUUGGCCUGCGUCCGGUAUUGUGCUCGACAUCGCGGCCUUGACAAUGAAGUUCGAACUUCGCCUGGCAAGAACGCCUCUCGGUUACGCUGAAAUCGCCCCAUACUUCGUGGACUACCUUGGUACUCACUCAUCCAUCUAUCUUCUACAGAGGCCUCGCAUUAUCUCAAAGAUCUUCCCGCUAUGCACAUUGUCCAGCAAGCCCCCAUCUUGUCUGCUAGCGAGUAAGGGCACCUGUAUGCACUUGCCUCUGUGUACACAAAACAAAAAAAUCCAAGGUUACAUGUAUCUUUCGAAGUCUAAGUAUGAAGAAAGUGCCACGUCAGCAAAUCAGCGAAAAUAUAGGCUGAAAAACGAAACAAGACAAAAUAUUCACUGGCAACCAGUGUAUCAGAACAGGGAGAGAAGUGAGAUACAGAUGGAACCAAACGUCUCAGGUCUGCAGGAACUGAGUAAGGUCGGAGUGAUAACAGGGUACCUACAACUCACAAUGUACCUAAAUUGGGACUAA
Suillus paluster is the source of this 1338-nucleotide messenger RNA. RefSeq lists its product as uncharacterized. NCBI's taxonomy places the organism in Eukaryota, Fungi, Basidiomycota, Agaricomycetes, Boletales, Suillaceae. Bases 1 to 1338 code for a protein of 445 amino acids. The transcript is spliced from 16 exons. The record is from RefSeq and is a predicted model, not a curated record.